CUUCAUCACUUGCAACUUCUCAACUCUCCACCCUCCUCUCCACAUCUCUCUAAAGAGCUUUCCGUUUCAGUGCCUUUUAAGCUUCAUUUCAAGCCUCCAUUACUCUUUAUCUCCCAGUCUUUAAAAACCAACCUGAAGCUCGUAUCAAAACACAGCUUUCUUAGCCCUUCAAAAAAAAAAAAAAAGAUAUAUACACACACAUACAUCAAUAAAUAAAAACCAAAAAACAAAAAAAAAAAAACAUAAGAGUUCGUUUCUUAAUUAUCUUCUCUACAUUUGUCAGCUACUCAUCACAAAAAUGUCCCAAGAUUUCGUCUUUGAGUGUUUUUCUUUCCUUUCUCGAACUGGGUCUUCUCCAUUUUUCAGUUUUGAGGUUGUUUUGUGUCUUUUUCUCUUCGUUUCCAUUUUCUCUUUCUGGUUAGCUCCUGGUGGUCUUGCUUGGGUUCUAUACAAAACCAAGUUUAAUGUUCAAUCCAAAACCGCCAUUCCUGGUCCUUCUGGUCUGCCUGUUCUUGGCAUGGUCUUUGCUUUUACUGGUUCUUUAACUCAUAGAGUUCUUGCCAAGACUUGUAAUCUUGUGAAGGCAAAACCUUUAAUGGCGUUCUCUAUUGGGUUCACUCGUUUCAUUAUCUCUAGCCAUCCUGAAACAGCUAAAGAGAUUUUGAACAGUUCAGCUUUUGCUGAUAGACCUGUUAAAGAGUCUGCUUAUGAGCUUUUAUUCCAUAGAGCAAUGGGUUUUGCACCUUUUGGAGAAUAUUGGAGAAAUCUAAGGAGAAUCUCAUCGACCCAUUUGUUUAGCCCUAAAAGAAUUUCUUCUUUUGGGGAAUUUAGGACUCAAAUAGGUCGAAAAAUGGUGGAUGAAAUUAAGGGUUUAGUGGAAAAAAAUGGUGAAGUUGAAAUUAGGAGGAUAUUGCACUUUGGGUCACUAAAUAAUGUUAUGAAAAGUGUGUUUGGUAAAAGUUACGAGUUCAGUGAUGCAAAAGAUGUUGAGGGUUCUGAACUUGAGGGUUUAGUAACUGAAGGUUAUGAAUUGUUAGGGAUUUUUAAUUGGAGUGACCAUUUUCCUUUCUUUGGUUGGUUGGAUUUGCAAGGAGUGAAAAAGAGAUGUAGAAAUUUGGUUGCUAAAGUGAAUGUUUUUGUUGGGAAGGUAGUAGAGGAGCAUAGGAUCAUGAGAAGGCAAGAUAGAAAUCAUGAAGCCAAUGAAAACGGUGAUUUUGUUGAUGUUUUGCUUGAUUUAGAGGAAGAGAACAAGCUCAAUGACUCUGAUAUGAUUGCUGUCUUAUGGGAAAUGAUCUUUAGAGGUACUGAUACAGUGGCAAUACUCUUGGAAUGGAUUCUUGCAAGAAUGGUAAUACAUCAGGAAAUACAAUCAAAAGCUCAAUCUGAAAUUGACCAAGUCGUUGGCUUGAACCGAUUAGUCUCCGAUUCAGACCUGCCUAACCUGCCUUACCUUCGAGGCAUUGUCAAAGAAACCUUAAGAAUGCAUCCACCAGGUCCUCUUCUUUCUUGGGCAAGGCUAGCCAUCCAUGACACUCAAAUAGGCCACUAUUUUAUACCUGCAGGCACUACUGCCAUGGUGAACAUGUGGUCAAUAACUCACGAUGAGCAGUUCUGGUCAGAACCUGAGAAAUUUAAGCCGGAAAGGUUUCUAGAGGAAGACGUAGCAAUCAUGGGAUCUGAUUUAAAGUUGGCUCCUUUUGGUUCAGGAAGAAGGGUUUGUCCUGGUAAGGCUAUGGGUUUAGCUACUGUCGAGCUUUGGCUUGCUCAGCUUCUUCAAAGCUUCAAAUGGGUAACUACUAAUAAUGGAGAAGUGGAUUUAUCUGAGAAACUGAAGCUUUCUUUGGAGAUGAAAAACCCUUUGGUAUGCAAAGCACUUUCUAGGGCUUCUGCUUGAUAUUCAAUAUCAUCAAUAAAGUUUGGCUUGGCUUGGAGUGGAUCUUGGAUUGGUGUUGCUGCUUAUUAUCUCCUUUCUUGAUUUUGGAGUCAACUUACUCUAUACGGGGAGAUGAUAAAAAUUAAAAUAAUUUUAUGAAGUUUAGUAUGGUUUGUGGGAUUAAUUAAGUUAGAUUUUUUUAGGUAAUUUCUAGUAUUUCAGGGUUUGGUGUUUUUGUGUAAAAAAAAACAAAAUCAUGGUUGUUUAAUACCUUAUAUAUAUUAGGUUUUGAUUAAUGUUUAAUACCUUAUAAUUAAGCAUGAAAGCUUCCUUGCACUUGUGUAAUCAAGUUUGAUAUAUAUUUGAAUGCAAUAUUAGUUUGUUUUGUGUUAUA
Messenger RNA from Jatropha curcas, 2267 nucleotides. RefSeq names its product cytochrome P450, family 78, subfamily A, polypeptide 10 (gene CYP78A10). NCBI's taxonomy places the organism in Eukaryota, Viridiplantae, Streptophyta, Magnoliopsida, Malpighiales, Euphorbiaceae. The record is from RefSeq and is a predicted model, not a curated record. Gene Ontology annotation, molecular function: monooxygenase activity; iron ion binding; oxidoreductase activity, acting on paired donors, with incorporation or reduction of molecular oxygen.